Molecule: messenger RNA, 3333 nt
Organism: Podarcis muralis (Common wall lizard)
Lineage: Eukaryota; Metazoa; Chordata; Lepidosauria; Squamata; Lacertidae
Gene: CACNB3
Product: calcium voltage-gated channel auxiliary subunit beta 3
Biological process (GO): calcium ion transmembrane transport
Cellular component (GO): voltage-gated calcium channel complex
Molecular function (GO): voltage-gated calcium channel activity; protein binding
Source: RefSeq, a predicted model, not a curated record
GGUGCUGCGUCCUCGCUGGCAAAGGGCGGAGGGGUUUCUUUCUGCAGGGGCUGCCCAACUUCCGUGGGACGGGGUGGGGGUCCAGCCUGCACCCCUGGCACCGGGCUUGGAGAGGCAUCUGGAGGCGCAGCUUGGGGGAAUGGCAGGGGGAACCCCACCGGGCCCCAUUUCCGGCAGAGCCGGAGGACCGAGUCCAGAUCAGCGGGCAGCAGCACCUGCACCGAAGUUAACGGGGGGGGGAGGCGAACGUCCCCAUCUGCCCUUUAGGGAUGGAGCUGUGAGACCUUCUGGGUGGGCAAUCCGGAGCGUAGAGCCGGAGGAGAGACCCCCCUUGAUGCCUUAGGGAGAGGCGCUGCAUCAGGGAAGCUGGAGGGAGGCAGAGGGUGGCAUUGCCAGGGGUCGCGCGGAGAAGCACCCAGUUGGUCCUGGUUAUCCAGUGACCUGCAGGCAGUUAGGCAGCCGGGGCUAGGAAAACAGGGGCACUCAAGGAACAGGGUGGGGGGCACGGCGUGCCGUGGUGGUGGCCUGGACUUCUCACCCUUUCACUGCCCACAUUCCUUUGCUUGCCAGGUCUCGGUGCCCGGACCUCUCCUGGCCCAAGCAGGAAGGCUGUGUCUCCCCAACCCCCAAAUCCAUUUUGUUUGGCUGCGUAUCCAGCAAGGCAUCCUUCUCUGCCCUCCCUGUCUCUGGAGCCAGAAUAAAGGGCAGAGCUUGGUGGGCACCAAGAAUGCACUGACAACGACCCCUGCCCCCCCAAACCCACAUCACAUGCCCUCCGGUCGUGUCUUCCCUCUCCCCACCCUGUUGUUCCCCUUCUGCUCUCUGCACCGCGCCCCUUGGCACCCCGCAUUGGUCUUGCCCCAGGUGGGUGCAGACGCAUCCGGACAGUUCAGGAGCUGCCGCCUGCCCCACUUCUCUCUUCCCUCUCUCUUUCUCUCUGCCCGCCCCCCACCUCCCCGCUUCCUUCCGUGCUUGCCUGUCUCAAUGCCUGCCCCCAGGGGAGGGCUAGUGGGUGGGCGCUAUUGUUUUUGCCGUCGUUGCUGAGCGGAGAGAGCGAGCGAGCGAGCGAGCGCAUCCAGGGUGGGGAAUCUUUCUCGGGGAGCAGACAGCAGCUCUGCCAUUGCGUGCCAUCCGCUGCCCCCAACCCAGCUUGGGGCAGGGGGCACAGCGCUGGGCAUCCCUCCGAUUGGAAGAGCUGCCCCCUUUCACCCCCCCCCACCUUCACCCUGCUGCUGCCACCACCACCACCUCUGUCUUGGUUCCUGAACGAUUCUUUCAUCCCCCAUGUAUGACGACUCGUGUCUCCAUGGAUUCGAAGACUCCGAGGUGGGCUCCGCUGAUUCGUACACCAGCCGCCCAUCGCUGGACUCCGACGUGUCGCUCGAGGAGGAGCGCGAGGGGGUGAAGCGCGAAGUGGAGAACCAGGCUCAGCAGCAACUCGAGAAAGCCAAGAACAAGCCGGUCGCAUUUGCUGUUCGUACCAAUGUCAGCUACUGUGGGACGCUGGAUGAGGAAUGUCCUGUGCGUGACUCUGCCAUCAACUUUGAAGCCAAAGACUUCUUGCACAUCAAAGAGAAGUACAGCAAUGACUGGUGGAUCGGGCGGCUAGUGAAGGAGGGGGGAGACAUCGCUUUCAUCCCCAGCCCACAGCGGCUGGAGGCCAUUCGGCUGAAGCAGGAGCAGAAAGCCAGGCAAUCUGGUAAUCCCGCCAUCAGCAACAGGCGAUCGCCUCCCCCAUCACUAGCCAAACAGAAGCAAAAGCAGACAGAGCACAUCCCACCUUACGAUGUCGUGCCCUCCAUGAGGCCGGUGGUGCUGGUGGGGCCAUCCCUGAAAGGAUAUGAGGUGACAGACAUGAUGCAGAAAGCUCUCUUUGACUUUCUCAAGCACAGAUUCGAUGGCAGAAUCUCCAUCACACGGGUCACAGCUGACUUGUCACUGGCCAAGCGCUCAGUGCUGAACAACCCAGGCAAGCGGGCCAUCAUUGAGCGAUCCACUACCCGGUCCAGUAUCGCUGAAGUCCAGAGCGAGAUCGAGCGAAUUUUUGAACUGGCCAAGUCGCUGCAGCUGGUUGUGUUGGAUGCGGACACCAUCAACCACCCAGCACAACUGGCCAAAACUUCGCUGGCCCCAAUCAUCGUCUACGUCAAGGUCUCUUCCCCCAAGGUGCUGCAGAGGCUUAUCAAGUCCAGAGGGAAGUCACAAGUGAAGCAUCUCAAUGUGCAGAUGAUGGCAGCUGACAAGCUUGUGCAGUGUCCUCCAGAACUCUUUGAUGUGAUCCUGGACGAGAACCAGCUGGAGGAUGCUUGCGAACACCUGGCAGACUACCUGGAAGUAUACUGGCGGGCAACUCACCACCCUGCGCAUGCUGCCGGCGGCCAAAACCUCACCACACCUUCGACUGCCAUUCCAGGCCUGCAGAACCAGGCCUCGCUGGGCGAGCGCGGCAACGAACGCUCCCCGGUGGAGCACGACAGCCUGAUGCAGUCGGACGAGGCGAGCGAUGCCUCCCGCAAGACUUGGACGGCGGCCUCUCAGCGCAGCUCCCGGCACCUGGAGGAAGAGUACUCGGAUGCCUACACUGACCUGUACCAACCUCACCGCAACCACAACAGCGGCCUCCACAGCACCAACGGCCACGACUCCCAGGACCGCCUCCUGGAGCGCGAGACAGAGCACAACCACAACGAGAGGAACUGGCAGCGCAACCGGCCCUGGGCUAAGGACAGCUACUGAGGCCUCCUGGCCGGGCUCCUCCCGACCCUCCCUCGGCCGGGCAGCCAGGGAAACGGGAUAAGGCCUCCUUCUCCUCCCGAGUCACGACAAUUGCCUGGUAUUAAGCCUUCCUCUCUUCCUCCCCUCCCAGCUCAGCCCCACAGUAUACAGGUCCUGCCCUGGUAUACAGGUGCUAUCCAUGGAACCCCAGACACAGCCACAGCUGCCUGAUUCCUAGACCCAGGACGGGUGGAAUCUCUCGCUCACCUUUGCUUUGGGUUAAUGAGGGCCACAAUAACGUCCUUGCAGGGUAAAUUCCAUUGGUAGCUUCUCAUCCCAGGUCCAUUGUUUUUUGGGGGAGGGAUUUGGGCUUCGGGCAUCUCCAGGAGAGAGGCGAUUGCGUGUGUGUGCACACAAAAGGGGGUGGAGAAAGGGCUGCGGUUCUCUUUUUCUGACUCCAGGUGAGCAGGGCUAGUGUUAGGACAAAGGAGGCUUAGCAGGGAGCAACACCAGGAUCAGUUUUCCUGGUAAGAUGGAGUAGAUGGAUUACAAGCGGAAAGACAAGAUUGUGGGCUUUUGCUGAAAGGACUUGGGGGUCAUUCUCAUGCUUUGCUGUAG